AUGUCCGAGCUCUUCGACAGCUACGCAUCCGAUCUCGACCAACUCAAGCAGGGCAUCAGACAGAAGCUCGAGCAGGCAAAGUCGCAGAAUGGCGAAGCGAAGAAGUCGACGCUGCGAAGGGCAGAGAUGGAGCUCGAGGAGGCUGACGAGGUGAUCUCUCAGAUGGAUAUCGAAGUGCAGGGCUUUCCGCAAUCCGUACGCUCACGCUACUCGGUACAGAUCAGAGGCUUCAAGCAAGAGGUUCAAGCGUUGACAAAGGAGGUGCGAUCCGGUCUCUCGUCAUCCUCGGGUGGGUCACGCGGAGCCUACGAUCCUGCCUACGCCGACGACGAUGCGGAUCUCGAAGCCGCCGACUCUGCCACGGCGAAUCGUCAGAGGUUGUUGCAAGGCACCGCCUCGCUCGAAGACGGAACCCGAAGGCUCGAAGAAUCCAACCGUCUCGCUCUCGAGACAGAAGAUUUGGGCGCUGAUAUCCUCCGUGAUCUCCGAAGUCAAAGGGAGCAGAUCGAGAAUUCGAGAGACACACUACGACAAGCGGAUCAGAGCAUCGACCGUUCUUCCAAGACUUUGUCCAAGAUGAUCCGUCGGUACGUAGUCACUCAUGACUAG
This is a messenger RNA of Pseudozyma hubeiensis SY62, 609 nucleotides long. Its product is annotated as vesicle transport protein. The record is from RefSeq and is a predicted model, not a curated record. Lineage: Eukaryota; Fungi; Basidiomycota; Ustilaginomycetes; Ustilaginales; Ustilaginaceae. Gene Ontology annotation, cellular component: SNARE complex; endoplasmic reticulum membrane; late endosome membrane. Gene Ontology annotation, molecular function: SNARE binding; SNAP receptor activity. Gene Ontology annotation, biological process: retrograde transport, endosome to Golgi; intracellular protein transport; Golgi to vacuole transport. The transcript has a single exon. The coding region runs from base 1 to 609 and encodes 202 amino acids.